AUGGCUUCCCCUAGCGUUCUCACUUUUGACACUGAUGGUGGGGCAGUGGACUUUGAGGUCUGGGUAGAUGAUCUACAGCUUUUUCUGCAGUGCGAUAGGGCAGACGGCCUCUCCCUCUUUGACCUCACUUCUGGUGCCUCCCCUGCCCCUGCUGCUAAUGCUGACGCCACUGUUCGCUCCCAGUGGGCCACACGUGAUGCUGCUUCUCGCCUUGCUGUUCGCCGCCACUUACCGACCACUGAGCGUGCGCACUUUAGCCAGUACAAGAGUGCUCAGACCUUGUACGACGCUGUAGUUGCACGCUACUCUUCCCCUGCCACUGCUGCACUGAGCCGCCUCAUGCUUCCCUUCCUCUUCCCUGACCUUGCUGCCUUUCCAACUGUCGCUGACCUCAUUACGCACCUCCGCACUCUUGACACUCGCUACCGCGCUGUGCUUCCUCCUGAGGACCACUUCCUCUCUGUUUGCCCCACCACUCUCACCGUUGACCUCCUCGAGAAGGCCCUCUUAGCAAUACAGAAGAGCAUAGUCGCUGUAGGAGCCUCUCGUGGUGACCCUCGCACCCCCGUCUUUGAGGGGUGUUCUACCUCCCCCCUCUUGCCCUCUGUCGCCUCUGCUGCUGCGGCUGACCUCGUUGGUUUCGAGUCGGUCGGCACUGCGUCUGCUCCGAGUGGGAGACGCCGCACCGGCAAGGGCGAGGGGGGCAAGGGCUCUGGAGGGGGUGGAGGGGGCGGUGGAGGUGGUGGUGGAGGCUGCGGAGGUCCGCACUACACCCAGCGCUGCUUUGGUCGCCUGACGGACGCGUGGCGUCGCGAGUUCCCUGAGGCGUCAGAGAUCCCUCGCUGGGGAGAUCUGGCCAAGGCCGGGGUUGCUAUCUUUGAUCUUGACUUUGAUGCAAUUCUUGCUGCCAUGUAUGCUGUUGCUGAUAGUGUUGAGGGUGCCUGUUACCUGUGUGUACCGCAUGACCCGGGCAUUGAGGCUACUGCGAUAGGUGCUGGUGAGACUGCUGCUCUUUGUGCUAGUGCGUCUGCACCCUCUGGUGCUGGUGAGUCUGCUCUCUCAGCCCCCUCUGGCACCCUGUCUGGACUCUACCUCCCCUCGUUCUCUGCGAAAGUGGUGAGUGGAGCGGACCUAUAG
Messenger RNA from Closterium sp. NIES-65, 1137 nucleotides. The record is from the annotation of a GenBank genome assembly. Lineage: Eukaryota; Viridiplantae; Streptophyta; Zygnematophyceae; Desmidiales; Closteriaceae.